AUGAGCGGCCGAGUUGGAGACCUGAGUCCCCGGCAGCAGGAGGUGCUGGCCAAGUUCCGAGAGAACCUUCAGGACCUGCUGCCCACCCUGCCCAAGCCAGAUGACUACUUCCUUCUGCGCUGGCUCCGAGCAAGGAACUUUGACCUGCAGAAAGCUGAGGACAUGCUCCGCCAGCACGCCGAGUACCGGAAGCAACAGGACCUGGACCACAUCCUUACAUGGCAGCCCCCAGAGGUGAUCCAGCUGUAUGACUCCGGGGGCCUGUGUGGCUACGACUACGAAGGCUGCCCCGUAUGGUUUGACAUCAUCGGGAACCUGGAUUCCAAGGGCCUCUUAUUAUCAGCUUCCAAGCAGGAGAUGAUCAAGAAGCGCAUCAAGGCCUGUGAGAUCCUUCUGCGCGAGUGUGAGCUGCAGAGCGAGAAGCUGGGCAGGAAGAUCGAGACAGUGGUGAUGGUGUUUGACAUGGAAGGCCUAGGCCUGAGACAUCUGUGGAAGCCAGCUGUGGAGGUCUACCAGCAGUUUUUUGCCACAUUGGAAGCAAAUUACCCCGAGACACUGAAGAAUUUAAUUGCUGUUCGAACCCCCAAGCUGUUCCCGGUGGCCUUCAACCUGGUCAAGUCAUUCAUGAGUGAGGACACGCGCAAGAAGAUAGUGAUUCUAGGAGCCAACUGGAAGGAGGACCUACAGAAGUUCAUCAGCCCCGAUCAGCUGCCUGCAGAGUUUGGGGGGACGAUGACUGACCCCGAUGGGAACCCCAAGUGCCUGACCAAGAUCCAGUACGGAGGCUUCGUGCCCAAGAGAUUCUAUCAGCGCAACCAGGUGAAGAUGCAGUACGAUCACACGGAGUCUGUGGGCCGAGGCUCCUCCCUGCAGGUGGAGAACGAGAUCCUGUUCCCGGGCUGUGUGCUCAGGUGGCAGUUUGCAUCAGAAGGAGGUGACAUCGGCUUUGGGGUUUUCUUGAAGACCAAGAUAGGAGAGCGGCAGCGGGCAGGCGAGAUGACGGAGGUGCUGGGCAGCGAACGCUACAACGCCCACAUGGUGCCCGAGGACGGGAGCCUCACGUGCGUCAAGGCGGGUGUCUAUGUCCUGCGCUUUGACAACACCUACAGUCUGAUGCAUGCCAAGAAGGUCAGUUAUACUGUGGAGGUGCUGCUCCCUGACAAGGCCUCUGAGGAACAGCUCCAGGAUGUUGGGGCGGUGGGGUCCCCCACAAAGUAG
Elephantulus edwardii (Cape elephant shrew) is the source of this 1218-nucleotide messenger RNA. RefSeq names its product SEC14-like 4 (S. cerevisiae) (gene SEC14L4). Gene Ontology annotation, cellular component: cytoplasm. The transcript has 12 exons. The record is from RefSeq and is a predicted model, not a curated record. NCBI's taxonomy places the organism in Eukaryota, Metazoa, Chordata, Mammalia, Macroscelidea, Macroscelididae. The coding region runs from base 1 to 1218 and encodes 405 amino acids.